AUGGGGUUGCACCAGGGAUCAGCUCUUAGUCCAUUCUUAUUUUCCUUGGCGAUGGACGCAUUGACGAGACACAUUCAAGGUGAGGUGCCAUGGUGUAUGUUAUUUGCUGAUGACAUAGUUUUAAUUGACGAGACGCGGGGUGGUGUUAACAAGAGGCUGGAGAUUUGGAGGCAGACUUUAGACUCUAAGGGUUUCAAGUUGAGCAGGACCGAGACGGAAUACAUGGAGUGCAAGUUUAGCAACGGUACCCAGGAAAGAGAUAUGGAAGUGAAGCUUGAUACGCAAGUCAUCCCCAAGAGAGGUAGUUUCAAGUAUCUCGGAUCUAUAAUACAAGGUAACAUGGAGAUUAAUGAAGAUGUCACAAAUCGUUUCGGAGCAGGAUGGAUGAAGUGGAGGCUUGCAUCCGGUGUCUU
Molecule: messenger RNA, 413 nt
Organism: Nicotiana tabacum (common tobacco)
Lineage: Eukaryota; Viridiplantae; Streptophyta; Magnoliopsida; Solanales; Solanaceae
Source: RefSeq, a predicted model, not a curated record